Messenger RNA from Bolinopsis microptera, 1220 nucleotides. RefSeq lists its product as uncharacterized. Bases 86 to 1051 code for a protein of 321 amino acids. NCBI's taxonomy places the organism in Eukaryota, Metazoa, Ctenophora, Tentaculata, Lobata, Bolinopsidae. The record is from RefSeq and is a predicted model, not a curated record. The transcript is spliced from 6 exons.
CAAAAGACAUGUGAUUUCUGCACUGUGCAGCAGAGAAGAACAAGAAAAACCCUCGACACUUGGAUCAGCAGAAACCACAGGAAAAAUGGGGGAAGAAAACAGCUUUUCUUUCUCCAGCUUUGCAAGCAAGAUAAAGAAUACAGGGAGCAUGAUCGGGGAUGCCACUUCAAGGCUUGGAGUUGGUAACAUGAACACCCUGACCUCCAACAUGAACAGCCUGAAAUCUAACAUGAACAUUGGUAACCUCACUUCCAACAUGAACAACCUCACUUCCAACAUGAACAUUGGUAACCUAACUUCCAACAUGAACAACCUCACCUCCAACAUGAACAUGGGUAACCUCACAUCGAACCUGACGAACAUGCAGCAGAAGGUGCAAGAUAUGGCCUCUCUUGAAAAUCUAGAGGCGAUGAGCAAGGCAGGAUUUGAUGGUCUUCAGGCAGGAGUAGGGGGACUGGAGGCGAUGAGCAAGGUAGGACUGGACGGACUUCAAGCAGGAGUAGGGGGACUCGAAGCAAUGAGCAAAUCUGUUCUGGACACUAUUGAAUCAAAUCGGAAAAGGAUCACGAACGUGGACGAACUGAAAGCGAAGGGAAACUAUCAGCUAGUUGGCACGAUCAAGACUAUUGAGUACCAGUUACUUAUGUUUGUGUUAUACUUUGUCCUCGCAAUCUUUAUCAAAUGGUAUUUGAUAGAAGGAGUAGAAAAGUCUAUAAACUUGAUUAAGGACUCCCAAAAGUUUCUCGACGAUCCAGAAUUCGAGAAGAAUCUCAGAAAGUACAGUGAUCAGAUUACUGAUCUGAAUCAGUUAAAACAAGGGAUGGAUGGGUUGACUAGUGGAAUAGCACAGUCGAUACAAGACGGAGCGAAGAUAGUGCAGGAUGGUGCUACCAACCUACGAGAUAGCGCUGCACAAAGAAUACAAGACGGAGCUAAGAUAGUUACAGACAGUGCCAGUAUGAUAAAAAAUAACAUAGAUCUCGACAAGUUGAACUUGCUCAAAGGCGAGGAAAAGAGAGUAAAACCAAAUGAGGGGAAGGACGAGAUAUAGCCAAAGAGAAAAUAAAUUACAUUCAGACUUGUUGAACUUGAAACAUAAUCAUGGCGUAUAACUGUGAAGUUGAGCUUUACUUCACAAAGACACGGAAUCAUUAUUACUGACUGAAAUUUAUAAAGUUGUGAAGAUAGAUAAGAAGUUAAUUUCGACCAAUUUCAUUUUA